Messenger RNA from Symbiodinium necroappetens, 666 nucleotides. The record is from the annotation of a GenBank genome assembly. NCBI's taxonomy places the organism in Eukaryota, Dinophyceae, Suessiales, Symbiodiniaceae.
AUGACUGUUUGUGGGUGCCAGAUGUGCAUUGGUGCUGUGGCCAUGGCAUGCCUAGCCGCAUCGUACCUUUGCGAGCUGGCAAUGCCGUGCGUGCUGUGCUUUACGGCAACAUUCGGCUAUGCGGUUGGAUGGGACAAGAACUUCAUCUUCAAAGCUUUCAUUUUCAUGCCCAUGAUCUUCAUGAUCCACUUUUUUGUGCCCGCGCGUUUGGCGCUCGGACGAGCCUCUGAUAGCAAAGCACUUUGGGAUUGGGUGGUCAGUUUCGCGGCCUACUACUCCAUUCUUUUUUUGCUUCAAGACCUCCGUGACGUCAAGGGUGACGCCAAAUCAGGCCGUCGGACUCUUCCAGUUUUGCUAGGUGCCCAAAGCUUUCGAGCCAUGUUGUUUGUGUUAGUUGCCGUGCUAUCACCGCCAGGGUGUUAUGGGCUGCUGGAAGCUUUGUGGGCUCAGCAGCCGUACUCGGCUUUGGUGUGCACUUUGUGGAAUUCCGGUUUCGCCCUAGCAAUCUUGUAUAUGCUCGCUACUAGCGACAGCGUCAAAGCAGACAGGCUCGCGCACAAACUAGUGGUGUUCCUGUUCAUGUAUACAUUUGGUACAGCUCCAUGCUUGUACUUCAUCGUCCCCUCUGUUCUUGCGUCAGAAGUGCCGCUUGGAUUUUCCGCAUAG